AUGCACGCCACAGACUCGGAAAGUAUAAUAUCUAUCAUCUCCCCACGUAAGCUCCACGAUUCUGUCACACAGGUCGACAAUCCUAGCCUCGCCUCCUGCCCAUGGUCCUAUUCCAGCCCUCACAGCGUCCGGGUCAGACCACAGGAUGUGGAACGUUUCUUGAACUUCUUGGAAAGCGAUCCUCGGCGACACGAAUGCGACGCGGUGCAAGAGCUGGAAAUAUCAAACUUUCCCGUGAUGGUCGCUUGUUGUGACUUCGAUUCUGUCCUUGUAAAAUUUGCCGAUGUGACCGAGGUCUCUACGUCGACUUUGUACACUGUCGUUUCCAAGCUGCCUUCGCUCAAAAAAAUCUUCCUCGACGAGGUGUCACUAUUAGGCGACACUUCCCAUGUCUCGGAACGUCCUCGCCCCGUGCUUGAUAGCUUUCGCCUCCGAUUCGAGGAUCCGUCCUGCACCACCUAUGGUCUUCUCCAACUCAUCGGAUUCUUUUCCGAGAUUCGCGAGCUGUCCUUCGAGGCACCAAAGGUGGAUUUCUAUGGACAAUUGGGGGAAAUGUUGAAGAAUGUCUUGAACAAAUUCUCUUCGCCUGUUUGGCCUUGGUGGAGCGUACGUGAUUCUGAGUCCCCUCCCUUGGCCGUCAUACGCGUAUUCACACUGAAAUUGGGCGAAUACGCGGGUUUCUCCCUUGCUCUGCAUGCUCUCCUGAAAGUGUCCAGAAUCGAGGCCCUCAUUAUUGUUUCUCAUACCAGUCACACUGCGCAACAUAUCAGAGAUCUCGCACAGUUACUCCAGGAAGCCAUACCAAGUGUCCAAGACUGGAUGUUGGAUUUUGAUGCCACUGCUCUGGUAUUCAAAUCUGGUCUGGUUCCGAGCGCCACUUGGGACGUCUUGAAGCUUCCCUCACGCACUAGUCUUCGUGAACUCUUCUUUACCGUGUUGUUCUCCCAACACCACGACGUUGCUGCGCCUGUUGACAUUAGCGCUUGGAUUGUCUACAUUGACAUACUCUCACUGGCGCCCCAGACUGUUCGACAUAUCGGCUUUACACUGAAGUUCACCGGCGUAUUGGCGGACCAGCUGAGGAAUGUGGAUUGGAACAGGAUGCAUGGCGUGUUGCAAGCACUCAAAGGCUUGGAGACGGUGGAGUUCAAGUUCCGCAAACUCGACAACAACGUUGACAUGAGUGCACCUGACGUGCACAACAGCUGUGAUACCAUCAGAAACGCCCUUCCGACGAACAGUUUCACUGUGACUGUCAAUAAUUCCAAGUAG
Messenger RNA from Sparassis crispa, 1272 nucleotides. RefSeq lists its product as hypothetical. The coding region runs from base 1 to 1272 and encodes 423 amino acids. The transcript is spliced from 2 exons. NCBI's taxonomy places the organism in Eukaryota, Fungi, Basidiomycota, Agaricomycetes, Polyporales, Sparassidaceae. The record is from RefSeq and is a predicted model, not a curated record.